This is a messenger RNA of Cavia porcellus (domestic guinea pig), 2948 nucleotides long. RefSeq names its product leukotriene B4 receptor 2 (gene Ltb4r2). Bases 1570 to 2652 code for a protein of 360 amino acids. Lineage: Eukaryota; Metazoa; Chordata; Mammalia; Rodentia; Caviidae. Gene Ontology annotation, molecular function: leukotriene B4 receptor activity; G protein-coupled peptide receptor activity. Gene Ontology annotation, biological process: neuropeptide signaling pathway. Gene Ontology annotation, cellular component: plasma membrane. The record is from RefSeq and is a predicted model, not a curated record. The transcript is spliced from 2 exons.
CCUCCACCUCUCUAGCUUGCUCUACUGAAAAAGAAACACAGAAUACCUGGUCUACCCUGUGGUGCAGGUAGCUACAUUUCACAUGCAGGCUUGAGCCCAGUUGGCGCCUUGAACACACCUGGCAUUAAUAAAGGUGUUUAUGUUGUUGCCCAAAACAAUGAAAGAAACUAGCCCCAGCUCUGAGCCAGAUUUCUUAAACCCUCGCAAAAACUCUGGCAAGGAGUAGACAGAACAUAUCUUCCUUUCCCUGUGUGUGACAAGGAUACAGUGCUGCCCAUGCUGUAAGCAUGGAAAUUCUGUGGAAAGAGCUUUUUUCUUCAGAAUCCCAACUGAUUCCAUCUUGGGAUGUUUGGGACACUCCCUUGUGGGAGUUUUUCUGCCUCCACUCUUAGAAUCACAACAGUUAGGAGUUGGAGCCAUAUGGAAGCUGCUUUGAUGGAAGCUGUGGCAGCUUACUCAAACUCUGUAAACUGAAAGGGUGAAGCAGUGCUCAGGGAUAGUCCUUGAACAAUGGGUAUUCUAUGUACUUCUCAGAGGUUUCCAACAUCUACACACAGAACAUACUGACAUUCUUCUUGGAUUUCCUCUUCCCUAUCAUACCCUGUCCUCCCACUCCUCUUCCUGAGCUGACCCCUCCCCCAGCACAGGAGUACUUAUACCUUUAUUUCAGGAUCUGCUUUAGAGGAAUCCAAACUAAGACAGUGGCGCUGGUGUUAGUGUUCUCAUAAAGUCUCAGUCCUGGCUGACAGAGGCCAUUCUACCUGCCGGGUCUCUUUUAAGUAUCUUCAUGUCCAAGCUUUGAUAUCUCCAAGCAAAGAGGCUUCUUUUCAGUCUGUUUCUACCAUUGUACCUUUUCCUGUUUCUUGUACCCUGAUGUAGCCUCAUCAUGUGGCCUUCUCCUGGUUGAGUUAUGACUCCCCAACAAGGUCAAGAGCUUCUUGUAACUCUGCACUCCCUGUUUUCCCCACGGCCAAACACCAUGCUUUACAAGCUGACUGACAACCUAGUGAGAGCCUGGAGAGUGGAGGAGUGGAGGGUAGGGCCCAAAUCAAAACAUGGGAAAAGGUGGGCUCGGAACUCAGUAAGCAAAGGGCUCAGCAGGGCCAGGAGACUCAAGGCAGGCACAAUUUGGGUCAGCUUCCGUGCCAAGUACUGAGCAGAGAGGCCAGAAAACACAAGUGCUGCAGGAGGAGGACCAGAAGGACUGGGUUCAAGAGGGAGGAGUGACAGGAGCUGAAGUGGGGCCUAGGGUCAGGCUUCAGUAGGUUGCUCCUACCAGCGCCUCCAGGGUACUUUAUCUGCACCCCUUCAGCUUUAUCCUGUUUUCUAGGAAGCAAGUUUCCACAGGCCUGGGCCUGCCAGUGAUGGGAAGGAAUUGUGUGAGGGAGGGGCUCUGGGAAAGGGCCAGGAUGAGCCCCAUCUUGCCCCUCCCCGUUCUCUCCUCACUCUCCACAAUAGUCACAGAAGCUCGGGCCUCAUUGGCUGCUGCUCCACCCUGCAGUGUUCCCAGGUCUCUGGCAGACACAGAACCCUGCCUGCACCCAGCUGACCCCCUGUUGGAGAUGAAGAAUGACGGUCUGCUACAGGCCCCCUGGGAACGAGACGCUGCUGAGCUGGAAGGCUUCACGGGCCACAGGCACUGCCUUCCUGCUUCUGGCCGCGUUGCUAGGACUGCCCGGAAACGGCUUCGUAGUGUGGAGCCUGGCAGGCUGGCGGCCCGCACGGGGACGACCGCUUGCGGCCACGCUCGUGCUGCACCUGGCGCUGGCUGACGGCGCGGUGCUACUGCUCACGCCGAUCUUCGUGGUCUUCCUGGUCGGGCAGACCUGGCCGCUGGGCCAGGCAGGCUGCAAGGCGGUGUACUAUGUGUGCGCGCUCAGUAUGUACGCCAGCGUGCUGCUCACCAGCCUGCUCAGCCUGCAGCGCUGCCUCGCUGUCACCCGCCCCUUCCUUGCGCCCCGGCUGCGCAGCCCGGCCCUGGCCCGCCACCUGUUGUUGGCAGUGUGGCUCGCCGCCCUGCUGCUCGCUGUCCCUGCCGCUGUCUACCGCCACCUCUGGAGUGACCGCGUGUGCCAGCUGUGCCACCCGUCACCGGCCCAUGCUGCCGCCCACCUGAGCCUGGAGACUCUGACUGCCUUCGUGCUUCCUUUUGGGCUGACGCUGGUCUGCUACAGCGUGACUCUGGCGCGGCUGUGGGGCGCCCGUUGGGGCUCCGGAGGGCACGGCCGGUGCGGGCGAGUGGGCCGGCUGGUGAGCGCCAUCGUGCUGGCCUUUGGCUUGCUCUGGGCCCCGUACCACGCAGUAAACCUUCUGCAAGCGAUGGCGGCGCUCGCUCCGCCCGAAGGGGCCUUGGCGAGGCUGGGUGGGGCUGGACAGGCAGCGCGGGCUGGAACCACAGCGUUGGCCUUCUUCAGCUCCAGCGUCAACCCUGUGCUCUACGUGUUCACUGCUGGGGAUCUGCUGCCUCGAGCUGGUCCUGGUUUCCUCAAGCGGCUUUUUGAGGGCUCCUGGGAAACCCGAGGGGGCAGCCGCUCUAGGGAGGGUACCAUGGAGCUCCGAAUUACCCCUCGGUUGAAAGUAGUGGGGCAGGUUGGAAGCAAUGGAGACCCCGGAGGCGGGCUGAAGAGGGGGAGUCAAGAGUGGGAUCCUUGACCCUAAACCCUACACGGGGCCUGCUUUUCCCUAAAAAUUUCUACUGCCCCUGGAAUUCACCACUCUGGAGUAUUUGGGGACCCUUCUCUGAGUACAGUUUGUAGUUGGCUGAGCAGGAUUAUUACACACUUGAGACAGACCCAGGUUCUUCCAAACUGCGGGAUUGCAAGAGUGGAUGACCCAUGUUAAAAAUAUUGGUUUCUUGAAGGUUGGCAUGUGGCCAUGUGCUGGCAUUGCUCACCUGUCUCUGGCAGCUCUUGUGAAAUACACUGGGAAGCCAUUAGAUGAUAGUUUAA